Molecule: messenger RNA, 3925 nt
Organism: Micropterus salmoides (largemouth bass)
Lineage: Eukaryota; Metazoa; Chordata; Actinopteri; Centrarchiformes; Centrarchidae
Product: ATP-dependent RNA helicase DHX30-like
Exons: 19
Coding region: 16-3513 (1165 amino acids)
Cellular component (GO): nucleus; cytoplasm; intracellular anatomical structure
Molecular function (GO): G-quadruplex RNA binding; ATP binding; DNA helicase activity
Source: RefSeq, a predicted model, not a curated record
AAUUGUAGUUUAAAGAUGGCGCUACCCGGUGUUUUACUCGUGCGGCUCAGAGCCCUAUGCAAUAUUGCCAAAUGUGUACAUACAGGAGGCAAAACAGCGUCCAACUGGGGAAGAGAAAUGCGGUGGUAUCGGACAAAAGCAAGAAGCUUUCAGGAACACGAUACAUCAUAUUCCCAGGUUAAACGAGGUAACGUGAGCCCAAACCUCUUGAAGGAGUUUCCAGAUCCUAAAGGUCUCUUGAAUAACACCAUCUCCCGUUCACUGGGAGUGAACGACCUGUCCCAGUUCAUCCAGUACAGCUGCACGGAACAUGAGGGUGUCAAGAAAGCCACUGUCACACUACUGUGGCCCUGCAAGAUUGAAGAGGAGGGUCAUGCCUCCAAGAAGAUCGAUGCAGAGCGAUUUGCUGCAGCUGCUGCUUGUCUCAAGCUCCGAGAAAUGGGUGUCAUUGGUCCAAAUAAUCAGCUUCCCAGGAGGAAAGCCGGCAGGGGGAGAGGGGGGCUUCAUUCGGCUCUUUAUGAAAACGAGUUCGACUCUCAGACAGAAAAUGUCCACGUGUCUACAGCGAAAGCAGAUGAACAAAAAAAAUGGCUGUUUCCCGAAGAAGACACCUCCAACAUGUCUGAGGCUCUCUCCCUGUUUCCUCAACCUAAAUCUCUCCUCACCAGGGUCAUCCAGGUGGCCACAUCUUCCAACAGAGUCAGGGAGCUGAUGCAGUACAGGACAACAGGAGGGAAGCUGAAGAAGUGUGAGCUGACCCUGCACUGGCCAGAGGAGAUGACAUUCUCGGCCACAGCGAGCAACCGAGUGACGGCAGAGAAGAGAGCUGCGGCUCUUGCCUGCGUCAAACUGAAAGAGAUGGAAAUGCUGGAUAAAGACAAUAACCCGCUGACUCACGCAAAGUACCAUCGGGAGAAGGUGAGGGAGGCUGGAGAGCGAGAGAGACGCCCCCUGACUCUGGCAAUCCCAGAGUACCUGCAGGAACACAUGAGAGAUUACCUUUCACAGUACCCAGUGGCAACAGAAGUACAGAAGCUUUGGGAGGAGGAAGAGACGAGAGGACAGCAGACCGUAAACCAGGAGGAUGAGGAGGACUUGGUGACAGACGCCAUCACGGGCAGGCCAUACAGGCCUCUGUCUGAACAGGAGGCCCGGCAGCUCAACGCUCACCUGCAGGAUGAAUGGGAGAGGGCAAACCCUGGGAUGAGUGUGGAGCUCCCAGUCGAUGGCCACCGUCAGCGUGUGGUCUCGUCAGUGCAGUCCUCCAGGGUGGUUGUGAUCGCUGGUGAAACGGGAUGCGGAAAAACGACACGGCUCCCACGCUUCCUGCUGGAGGAGUGUGUAAGGGGGGGCAAGGGGGCCGAGUGCAACGUCCUGGUGACGCAGCCUCGACGGAUCAGCGCUGUGUCCGUGGCCCAUCGUGUUGCUCAUGAGAUGGGCCCAGCUCUAAAACACUUUGUGGGAUAUCAGGUGAGACUUGAGAGCCGACCACCAGAGCAGAGUGGAGGAGCCUUGCUCUUCCUCACAGUCGGCGUCCUGCUCAGAAAGCUGCAGUCGAACCCGUCCCUGAGGGGAAUCAGCCAUGUGGUGGUGGAUGAGGUUCAUGAGAGGGACAUUAACACGGACCUGCUGCUGGCUCUGCUGCGCUCCACGUUAAACGAAAACCCUGACCUUAGAGUGGUGCUUAUGAGCGCUACCGGGGACAAUCGGAGGCUGGCCCAGUACUUUGGAGGAUGCCCAAUUGUUAAAGUACCUGGGUUCAUGCACCCAGUGAAGGACCGAUACCUGGAGGAUGUGCUGAGAGAGAUGGGACGCCCACCGUCAGUCCAGAGAGAGGAGACGGACAAGAAGGGAAGAAGACAUGAGGUUACACCAGAUCUUGAUUUAGUAGCCGACGUAAUUGAGCACAUUGACAAACGUGGUGAGCCAGGUAGCAGUUUGUGUUUCCUCCCUGGAUGGCAGGACAUCCGGGCUGUUCAAGAGAAACUAGAGGCGAGGCCCCACUUUUCCUCAGGCUCACAGAUGAUCUUGCCAUUGCACUCGAGUUUAUCAGUAGCAGACCAGCAGGCAGUGUUUCAGCGCCCCCAAGGGGGGCAGAGGAAGAUCGUCCUCACUACUAACAUUGCUGAGACCUCAAUCACCAUUGAUGACAUUGUCCAUGUGGUGGAUGCAGGAACUCACAAAGAACAGAAUUAUGACCCCCUGACUAAGGUCUCCUGUCUGGACACAGUCUGGAUAUCUCAUUCUAAUGUGACUCAAAGAAAGGGGAGAGCAGGGCGAUGUCAGCCCGGACAGUCCUACCACCUGUUCCCACGAAAGCAGCUGGAAUCCAUGACUCCCUUCCCGAUCCCGGAGAUCCUGCGCACCCCACUUGAAAGUUUAGUAGUGCAAGCCAAAAUCCACAGUCCUGACUGCAAGGCUGUAGAUUUCUUAUCCCAAGUGUUGGACAGUCCAGAGCAAGAAGCUGUAAGAGAUGCUGUCCGAAAUCUACAAGACAUUGGAGUUUUGGACAAAACAGAAACCCUGACACCUUUAGGAGAGCGCAUUGCCUGUAUAUCAUGUGACCCUCGUCUGGGCAAAGUGCUCGUCCUGAGUACCAUGUUCAGAUGUGUUCUGCCCAUGUUGUCUGUAGCUGCUUGUCUGACCAGAGACCCUUUUCACAACAGCCUGCAGAACAGAACACUAGUCAACAAGGUGAAAGAUGCUCUGAGUGGCUGCAGCUACAGCGACUAUUUGGUGUUUAUCAGAGCUGUGUUGGGCUGGAGGAGAGUUCAGCAGGAGGGGGACAGAGAGGACAGAGAUGAAUAUCUGAACAAACACACUCUGUCCAGGACAGGCCUUCGAUUCAUCAGUGGUCUCAUGUCUCAGUUCAGCGAGAACCUGCACGAAGCCAAGCUGGUGUCUCGUGCCAGUGAGUGCCAGCAUCACGCUUCUCUGUACAACGAGCACAGCAACCAGGAUGAGCUGCUUAAAGCUGUACUGCUGGCUGGACUCUAUCCCAACCUCAUUCAGGUGAAGAAAGGUGUUGUGACCAAAGGAGGACGCUUUCGCCCCAACAGUAUGACUUUCCGCACAUUUAGUGGGCCAGUACUGCUUCACCGCUCCUCAGUGAACAGAGGAAAAGAGCUGCCUAGUCGCUGGUUGACCUUCUUCAGCGCUGUUAAGUCCAGCGGGAAUGUUUUUAUCAGAGACUCCUCUGCGGUCCAUCCACUCGCCUUGCUGCUGCUGACAGACUGUGAUAUCACAGAAAGGGUGAACGGAGACAGAGUGGAAGUGACGCUUCCCGGACGCUCUCUGGUGCGCUGCGAGUUGCCCGUCGAGACCUGGGAGCUGCUGUGGGAGCUACGCACUUCAAUUCAGACCAUGAUGUACCGCAACCUCAAUAAUCCAAGCAAUGCAGUCACCAACUCUUCUCAAGAUGGAAAGCUCAUCUCCUUACUCGUACAGUUGCUCAACAAUACAGACUCUAACCCUUUUGUUCAGAACCAUAACAGUGACGGUGAGGUGGACUGAUGACAUUGAGCACUUUUUACAUGUUUGUUCUGCUGGCUGGUGCAGAGAAACCAAAAAGGAUGGUGGGAUUUCAUUUGUAUGAGUUUAUUUUUUUUAAAUAUGAAUCGGUACUUAAUGUGCUAAAAUGUUCAGGACUCUUGAAGAGCACAAAUCCACAGUGGACUGCUGUCUGCUACUGUUACCUUUGGGGUAAAUGAUAAACCUCCAUGUGGUGUGAGGAAAUCCAUUCAUCUGGAUUUUGGACUGUGGUUUAUUUAUGGUUAUUUGCUUUCUGAAAAUCAGAAGUUUAAAAUUUACUCUUAACGAGUAAAAACAAAGGAUCAUUGGCCAAAGGUCAUUUAAAAAAAGACUGCCUGCAGUAUGUAAUAUCAAAUUUAUCACAAUAAAUAUUCACAUGCCAACAUGAGGAAAA